Molecule: messenger RNA, 1569 nt
Organism: Menidia menidia (Atlantic silverside)
Lineage: Eukaryota; Metazoa; Chordata; Actinopteri; Atheriniformes; Atherinopsidae
Source: the annotation of a GenBank genome assembly
AUGGCGGCGCGUGAGUGCAUCUCCAUCCACGUUGGUCAGGCUGGUGUUCAGAUUGGAAAUGCCUGCUGGGAGCUUUACUGCCUGGAACAUGGGAUCCAGCCGGAUGGACAGAUGCCCAGUGACAAAACCAUUGGAGGAGGAGAUGAUUCCUUCAACACCUUCUUCACCACCCAUGUCCAAUUUGUACUCGAGUGCGAGAAGAAAUUUUUUUUAUUUUUUUUCUUCUUUCCCUCUUCACAGCGUGAAUGUAUCUCAGUGCACGUUGGUCAGGCUGGUGUUCAGAUUGGAAAUGCCUGCUGGGAGCUCUACUGCCUGGAACAUGGGAUCCAGCCGGAUGGACAGACGCCCAGUGGCAAAACCAGUGGAGGAGGAGAUGAUUCCUUCAACACCUUCUUCAGUGAGACUGGAGCUGGGAAGCACGUCCCCAGGGCAGUUUUCGUGGACCUGGAGCCAACUGUCAUUGAUGAAGUCCGCACUGGGACUUACCGCCAGCUGUUCCACCCUGAGCAGCUGAUCACUGGCAAAGAGGAUGCUGCUAACAACUAUGCACGUGGGCAUUACACCAUUGGAAAAGAGAUCAUCGACCUGUCUGACCAGUGCACAGGCCUUCAAGGCUUCCUGGUCUUCCACAGCUUUGGUGGAGGCACUGGCUCAGGUUUCACCUCACUGCUGAUGGAGCGCCUGUCUGUGGACUACGGCAAGAAGUCCAAGCUGGAGUUCUCCAUCUACCCAGCCCCCCAGGUGUCCACUGCUGUGGUGGAGCCCUACAACUCCAUCCUGACCACCCACACCACCCUGGAGCACUCAGACUGUGCCUUCAUGGUGGACAACGAGGCCAUCUAUGACAUCUGUCGUAGGAACCUCGACAUCGAGCGUCCCACUUACACUAACUUGAACAGGCUGAUCGGUCAGAUUGUGUCCUCAAUCACCGCCUCUCUUCGUUUUGAUGGUGCCCUCAAUGUUGAUCUGACCGAGUUCCAGACCAACUUGGUGCCAUAUCCCCGUAUCCACUUCCCUCUUGCAACCUAUGCCCCCGUCAUCUCUGCUGAGAAAGCUUACCAUGAACAGCUUUCAGUGUCUGAGAUCACAAAUGCCUGCUUCGAGCCGGCCAAUCAGAUGGUGAAAUGUGACCCUCGCCAUGGCAAGUACAUGGCUUGCUGCCUUUUGUACCGUGGUGAUGUGGUGCCCAAAGAUGUCAAUGCUGCCAUUGCCACCAUCAAAACCAAGCGCACCAUCCAGUUCGUGGAUUGGUGUCCCACUGGUUUCAAGGUUGGCAUCAACUACCAGCCACCCACUGUAGUUCCUGGUGGAGACCUGGCCAAGGUCCAGAGAGCUGUGUGCAUGCUGAGUAACACCACUGCUAUUGCAGAGGCCUGGGCUCGGCUGGACCACAAGUUUGACCUGAUGUAUGCUAAGCGUGCCUUUGUUCACUGGUAUGUGGGUGAGGGUAUGGAGGAGGGAGAGUUCUCUGAGGCCAGAGAGGACAUGGCAGCUCUAGAGAAGGAUUACGAAGAGGUUGGAGUCGACUCCAUUGAAGGUGAGGGAGAGGAAGAAGGAGAAGAAUAUUAA